This is a messenger RNA of Plenodomus lingam JN3, 678 nucleotides long. RefSeq lists its product as uncharacterized. NCBI's taxonomy places the organism in Eukaryota, Fungi, Ascomycota, Dothideomycetes, Pleosporales, Leptosphaeriaceae. Gene Ontology annotation, cellular component: transcription factor TFIIF complex; Ino80 complex; SWI/SNF complex. Gene Ontology annotation, molecular function: histone binding. Gene Ontology annotation, biological process: regulation of transcription by RNA polymerase II; chromatin remodeling. The record is from RefSeq and is a predicted model, not a curated record.
AUGCCGGACGUCAAGCGAUAUGUUAAGCUUGUCACUCAUCAGAAGCCCAUCGAAGAGCCUUCGCCUAUGGAAGGCUACCCCAUGCGCAAAUGGAGCAUCGAGGUCUGGCUAUUAGACGAUCAGGGCAACGAGGUCCUUCCCACCGUCUUCGAGAAGUGCACAUACAAUCUCCAUCCCACAUUCGAGAGGAACAAGCAGGUCUUCAAGAAGCCCCCGUUCCGAAUCGACGAGAAGGGUUGGGGAGAGUUCGACAUGAACAUUGUCCUCACAGCCGUAGGCAAGGGCGGCGAUCACACUCUAGAGCACGACCUCAACUUCCAGUCUGAGCGCUACGAGGCCAAGCAUCAAAUCACUUUUCGCAACCCCAAGCCUGAACUCCUCGCCAUACUGCAAGAAAGCGGCCCCGUCGACGCCAAUGGUGUCCGCGGCAAGGAGGCAGCCAAGAAGAAGAACAGGCGGGACAAGAACGUUGACAUGGAGAAGCUGGCCGACGGUCUGCAGAAGCUGAGCGAGGACGACUUGCUGCACGUGGUCACGAUGGUGCACGACAACAAGACCAGCGAGACAUACACCAAGAACGAUGUCGAGAAUGGCGAGUUCCACGUCGAUCUCUACACCCUUCCAGACUCGCUCGUCAAGAUGCUGUGGGACUUUACAGCCAGCAAGACAGAUUUAUGA